Molecule: messenger RNA, 4809 nt
Organism: Pogonomyrmex barbatus (red harvester ant)
Lineage: Eukaryota; Metazoa; Arthropoda; Insecta; Hymenoptera; Formicidae
Gene: Ask1
Product: apoptotic signal-regulating kinase 1
Biological process (GO): protein phosphorylation; MAPK cascade
Molecular function (GO): protein kinase activity; ATP binding; protein binding
Source: RefSeq, a predicted model, not a curated record
UCAAAGCUGAAUAUAACGCAUUCACUACCUAUGAUGUAUUAAAAGAAUCAUCUUCAGUCAUGUCUGGCAUUCCCCUAAGGUGCCAUCUUUUCUUUCACUUUACAGCUGAGGGGAGGACUGCGACGCUUCGCUCAACCUUCACUAUGGCAGCGAGCGCGUUAAACGAUUGUCAGAAAUAUAGAAAUCUUCCUGCCACAUUUACGAGUUCGCUUUUCAAGUUCAUUUUCUGUCGCAGUCCCAUUUGCUGGCAUCAAAGAGAGAUGUUGGCAAUGCUCCGUCUAUUCAUAGUACGUCUAUGAGUGGAAGUCGUGGUUUCUAUGAUGCGUGCGACGAGAGAUAUGUCUUCCGUGUGUUCACUACGUCGUACCGAUUAAUUAAUACGGGUUCUCGUCGUUCUCUCACCGUUCCACGGAGAUAAAGUAAAGUUUAUCGCUGCCAAUAUCGGUGUAAGGCUAUACGUCUUCGAUAUAAUGUCUUGCCUUACCUUUGCGCGGUGGAUCCCGUUGGGAGAAUAAGCGAUGACUCCUUCGAGGAGUGACAGUUGUACGUUCAAUCCCGAAGUAAGCUGUGGCAAAAGAAACUGGUGUUCUUCAAGGAAAUAACAUUACGUACUCGUUUUCAUAUCCCAAAAGGUGAAUCAAUUGUUAGUAUUUCGGCGUCUCAGUUGGAAUGUAAUGUUUGACUAUUCUAUUCAUGAGCAGGUACUCGCUAAGUUCGAUUCUCCGGGGUAUUCUAGAGAAGAGAGAAAUUCUGAAGAAAACCGCCGUUUGCCUGACCGGCAGUGAAGUUCCAAACAACAUGCCUUCUGUUUGUGGCGAUAUGGUCGAUACUGGGGCUGCUGCCUCGCAAUCAGGCGUCAUGGAAGGCAUCCCCAGUACAGAUAGCGUAGGAACGCACAGUGAUAUAUCAGGGCACACAACGGUGCCGGGGAGACCCAGGAUGGACGUAGCCUGCGUAUUGGACUUGCAACAAUCGGAACAUCUUGCUCAACGGAAGAAAGCGUUAGAUGAAGUUAGACAGGCCUGCAAUUUGGUCAAUGCCAAUAUACAUCAUAUCCAAUUUGAGAAACUUGAUUUUGGCGAAACUAAUGUUCUGGACACAUUUUAUAACGCUGAUGUGGCGGUUGUGGAUUUAAGUAUUCAAUUGCAACAAUCUGCAUUGUUUUAUCAUCUCGGUGUUAGGGAGAGUUUUGGAAUGAAGGAAAAUAUUUUGCUGUAUAAUGAUAUAGACACGGAAGCUACAAUUAGACUUAAGUUAUCUUGUGGCAGCUACACAUUUGUUUCGUAUCGCGUUGUGGAAUCCUGUGGCUCAUGUGUAGCUACCAAUCCAGCAACCAGCAGAAUCACAGGCGAAGAGACAAUAGAUCCUAAACAGCAUCUUACUUUGAAACUAAAGAAAUUGUUUCAAGAUGUGGAAAUACAGUCCAAAGCGCACAUGAAGGAGAAAUUUCUGGCAGAUUUACGCAAGGCACGUGAGACAUAUUCCGGAGAAGAACUGUCUAGAGCUCUAAACAACAUGCGUAAACGUUUAGAUGAUCCCAAUGUUUUAUCAGGAGAAGUCGUUUUAAACGUUCUCAUUUCAUUUCGGGAAAUACAGGUUCAACCUAACGAAUAUGCUGGCAUAAAUCUUGCUACUUUAUUAGUCAUAGCUGGAAAUGAAUUCUCUAAAAGCGAGGAGUUACAACACAUAGGAAUGGUAUUAAAUAAUCUAAUCGGCAAGAAGGGCAGUUUACCGAGUUUAAAGGAUUAUUGGGAUGUAGCAACGUUUUUUGAAAUUAGUGUUUUGGCAGAGGAUUAUUCGAAGGCAAUACAAGCAGCCGAAUGUAUGUUUAAGUUGAAGCCACCAAAUUGGUACCUGAAAUCGACAAUUGGCAAUAUAUCACUGAUAGAUAGGUUUCGUAAAAAAAAUGAGGAAGCUGAAAUUGCGCCGGAGGAACAAAUAUUCAGUUUCUGGAUGGACUACUUUGUCGAAGCUACAAAGCCGGAAGUUGGCGAUAGUAUACGGUUUCCAAUUUUAGUGUUGGAACCAACCAAGAUUUUAAUGCCGAGUUACGUGAAUGUAAAUCUGGGAGCAGAGGAGAAGUCUAUACAAAUAUGGAAUUUGUGUCUGGAUAACAUGAGAAACAAUUGCAAACAAGUUCACGAUUGGUUGUUCACUGCGAAUAUGAUACGCAGCGUAAGCCUAUAUAAGAGAGACGAAAGAUGUCUCUUUCUGUACGUUCAUCAGAACUCGGAUGAUUUUCAAAUGUAUUUGCCAUCAGUACAAUGUAGACAACGAUUUUACGAUUUAAUCUUAGAGAUGACUAGGGAUCAAGAAGGCAUGGUUACAGAUUUGGAUGCUUACAUGACUGAUGAUCGCAUGAAGUUCGAAUACGAAUUGGAUGAUCAAAAUAAGCGCAUAAUUCUCGGCAAAGGUACAUAUGGCGUGGUGUACGCAGCACGCGAUUUAAAUACGCAAGUCAGGAUUGCAGUAAAAGAAAUUCGUGAACGAAACUUGGGUGACGUACAGCCUCUUCACGAAGAGAUCAAAUUACAUAGCCAGUUGAGACACAGAAAUAUUGUUCAAUAUUUGGGUUCCGUAAGCGAGGAUGGUUAUUUUAAAAUCUUUAUGGAACAAGUUCCCGGAGGAAGUUUAUCAGCUUUGCUAAGGUCGAAAUGGGGUCCUUUAAAAGAGAAUGAAUCAACUAUCUCAUAUUAUACCAAACAAAUGUUGGAAGGCCUUAAGUAUCUCCAUGAUCAAAAAAUCGUUCAUAGAGAUAUAAAAGGUGAUAAUGUGUUGGUAAAUACAUACAGUGGAGUUGUAAAGAUUUCUGAUUUCGGUAUGUCCAAGCGUUUGGCUGGCUUAUGCCCGAGUACGGAAACAUUUACUGGAACGUUACAAUAUAUGGCGCCAGAAGUUAUUGAUAAGGGUCAACGUGGUUAUGGUGCACCUGCGGACAUUUGGUCUUUGGGUUGCACGAUAGUUGAGAUGGCAACUGGAAAGCCUCCCUUCAUCGAACUAGGUUCUCCACAAGCAGCUGUUUUUAAAGUGGGAUAUUAUAAAAUACAUCCCGAGAUACCAUCAGAAUUAUCAGAGAGAGCAAAAAGUUUUAUAUUGCGCUGUUUUGAGCCAAAUCCCGAUAUAAGAGCAACAGCGGCGGAAUUGUUGGAGGAUCCAUUUCUUAAUGAGAAAAAGAAGAGCAGCAGAUUAGUUGCACCACCAGACUUUAGCAGAAGUAUAUCGGUUCCUGCAGACAGAUUGGAACGUUUGGGGAAAUGCGAUAAAACAAAUAAUAAUCAUAUCGUCGCAGCCAUACCUAUACAGAUGUCUCAGUCGGAUGAUAGUGGAGGGUUAACGAAGUCAAGCCCAUUGAGGGGACGAAGUCCGGCUCAUCUAUUGUCCCCCAUCAGCAUGCCUACUACAAUCCUCUCUUUUAACAGUACGAUAGGAAAUACUCCAUCGAUAGAAACUAGUGAAACUGAUACAGCUGGUGCUUCAAUAACGAGGAGAAGUUCAUCUGGUGGAUUGUUAUCACCAGAAGUUGAAUUAGGAGGACAACCAGGACAAAAAUCUGGAGAAGAGCAAGAGGGUUUUUAUUUAUUAAAGAAGGAUAGCCAAAGGCGUAUGACGUUAACGAGGGUUCUCAACCAAGAUGAGGCAAAGAUUUGCGAGGUUUGGAUGAGAGGUAUAAAUCAAGCGGAGGGACAGACGGUGUUGCAAAUGAGUCACUUGGUGUUACUUAUGCGCGGUUUAAGGGAUUAUAUCGCGGAGCAGAAUCAAGAAGUAAUAGUAACUGCUAUUCGAACACUGAAAGAGGAAUUAGAUUUUGACUCGACCGCUAUUAAUCACUUACACUUGGCUAUUUAUUUAUUUCAAACGGCAGUAAAUGAGGUCCUCAGAAUGCACAGUAUAAAGCCGCAUUGGAUGUUUGCUUUGGAUAAUUUAGUGAGAAAUGCUGUUCAAGCUGCUAUCACCGUUUUAUCUCCCGAAUUGGGCGCUAACUUACUUGGACAAGAACGAGUGCAACCUGGUGGUCAAGGCCCUGAGGAGGGUUCGACAUCUGGAGUAUCGACAGUAAACUCUGUGAAAUCUCAGAAAACCGCCGAUUCCAUUGAUAAUAAAUAUUGGAAAGAAUAUAGAGAUCAAAUGGGAGCAUUAAAGAUGGAAAAUAUGAAGCUACUUCAGGAAUUGAUAGAAAGCCAGAAAUCCUAUCAAACGCUAUUGCAACAAGCCCUCGAGGAGCAAAGAGCCCAAGUCAAUACAUUGACAUAUUUAUGUGAAAACAUUAAUAGAAAAUCAGUGAGACAGGAAUCAGGCUAUAAUUCUUGUAUUUUUGGAAAUAUAUCUCAACAACUGUCAUCUUCAACGCCUACCGAUACGCAUCGCAGUAUCAACGUACAUCAGCAUACAGACCUUGUUGAAUGGUUACAGAAUCUUCAAGUAGACGAAACAUCGAUUGAUAGGUUCCUAUACGAGGAAUAUACACUGGAAGAUAUUUUGUGUCACGUUACCCGAGAAGAUCUUCGCAGAUUAAACUUAAGGGGAGGAAUUGAACUCAGGAUAUGGCAGGCUAUAUUGAAACAUCGAGAAAGUAAUGGAAAUGAAGUCUUAGAGAGAGAUUAAUGCAUUAUAUAUUUUUCUACUAUUUUUAGUAACAAAGUGUCAGUAGAGCAGCUGGAAUUUAAAGCAUGGGUAAAUAAUUAUUUCAAUUAGGCUGCCAGAAAUAUAAUAGCCCAAAUCACUCACGCAUACUAUAAUAUUAUGCAGGAUAUAAAUCAAACUUUUGUAAAGAGAGUUUCUUCCGUGACACAAUAUAAUGAUAUUAUUGGU